AUGAGCUUCAGCCGUCUCUGCCGCCUGCUGAAGCCGGCGCUGCUGUGUGGAUCUAUAGCCGUGCCAGGCUUAGCCAGCACCAUGUGUGCGUCCCGCGAUGACUGGCGUUGCGCCCGUUCCAUGCAUGAAUUCUCGGCCAAGGACAUCGACGGGCGCAUGGUGAGCCUGGACAAGUACCGGGGCUUCGUGUGCAUCGUUACCAACGUGGCCUCGCAAUGAGGCAAAACAGACGUAAACUAUACUCAGCUAGUCGACCUGCACGCCCGAUAUGCUGAGUGCGGUUUACGCAUCCUGGCUUUCCCCUGCAACCAGUUUGGGAAGCAGGAACCUGGGAGCAAUGCCGAGAUUAAAGAGUUCGCUGCCGGCUAUAACGUCAAAUUCGAUAUGUAUAGCAAGGUCUGUGUGAAUGGUGACGACGCCCACCCGCUGUGGAAGUGGAUGAAAGUCCAGCCUAAGGGGCGGGGCAUCUUGGGGAAUGCCAUCAAAUGGAAUUUCACCAAGUUCCUCAUCGACAAGAACGGCUGUGUGGUGAAGCGGUACGGUCCCAUGGAGGAACCCCUGGUGAUCGAGAAGGACCUGCCCAGCUACCUCUAG
Molecule: messenger RNA, 594 nt
Organism: Chrysochloris asiatica (Cape golden mole)
Lineage: Eukaryota; Metazoa; Chordata; Mammalia; Afrosoricida; Chrysochloridae
Gene: GPX4
Product: glutathione peroxidase 4
Exons: 7
Biological process (GO): response to oxidative stress
Molecular function (GO): glutathione peroxidase activity
Source: RefSeq, a predicted model, not a curated record